Copidosoma floridanum is the source of this 1307-nucleotide messenger RNA. Its product is annotated as LIM domain only protein 3. Gene Ontology annotation, molecular function: transcription coactivator activity; DNA-binding transcription factor binding. Gene Ontology annotation, cellular component: nucleus. Gene Ontology annotation, biological process: positive regulation of transcription by RNA polymerase II. Lineage: Eukaryota; Metazoa; Arthropoda; Insecta; Hymenoptera; Encyrtidae. The record is from RefSeq and is a predicted model, not a curated record.
CCUCCCUCUCGGACCAGCGCAAGCGCGUAUAUAUAUAUAUACGUGUGGAUCUCUUCCGGUAUAGUUUUUCGAGAUCGAGUCGGGGUGACCCACAGUGCGCGAACUAGUACGUAUUUGGUACGCCGGGAUCGAUCGUCGAGGAGGUGAUGGUACAAGGUGAGGACGUUACCUUUUGCUUGUUCUCGGAGUGAUGGGGGUGUCGAUCGGGAUACCAGGAACAUCGAGGUGAUUGCAAAAUGAGGCUGUCGAGAACAAGCGGAGCGGGGGAAUAAAAUGACCAUGGACGUGAGCAAGUCGGAGUCUAGCCGAAACGGAACUGGGCAGCAGGAGUGCGCCGGGUGCCGGAAGCCGAUCACGGAGAGGUAUUUGCUCAGGGCGUUGGACAUGUACUGGCACGAGGACUGUCUGAAGUGCAGCUGCUGCGACUGCCGGCUCGGCGAGGUGGGCUCGACCUGCUAUACCAAGGCCAAUCUCGUGCUCUGCAAGCGUGACUACCUACGAUUAUUCGGUAACACAGGCCACUGCGCCGCUUGCAGCAAGGUCAUACCAGCCUUCGAGAUGGUGAUGCGCGCAAGGGCGAACGUCUAUCACCUGGAAUGCUUCGCCUGCCAGCAGUGCAAUCACAGUCGGUGCCAGGGGGUGGACCACAGCGGCAGACCAACGGGUUGCAGCCAGCGGACGGCGUGGCGGGCACCCACAACGGCUACCCAGCGCCCACGACCUCGAGCGGCACUCUCGGCUCGCUUGCAGGCCUCAACGGCAUGGCUGGGCCUCAGAGCACCGGCUACGACACCAAAUGACAGACCAAAUAAGCGAAGAAGAAACGCGAGAUGGACGCUUUUCGGGAUUUUUUUUUUUUUUUCCCACCAGCCGAAUGAUCGUUCGACAAUCCUCCGGCGGGACAAAUAUAAGCCAGUCGAAGGAAAAGAUCUCGAGAAGCAAGGGUUCGGCGAAAACGACCGGGGCGACGGGUCGUAAAGGAGUCCAUAUACACGUGAACCCUUUCCCUCGCCCCAGCUAGAAUGUAGUCCGAUCAAACUUUUGUGCGGCGCGUAAAUCUCACUGUAGAUAUACAUAUAGGUACCCACCCCUGGUAGAACUUUAGCCGUCGAUCUUGGGAGGAAGGAAAAAAAAAAAAAGAAAAAAAAAAAAAACAUUAAAUAAAUGAAAAACUCUGGUGCUUUUUAGAUUAUUCUCGAACUAAUGUUUCGUCGCGGCGCAUGUUUGUACUUAUUUGUGCUCUGUAAUUUGUGUUUUAUCGAAAAAGAAAACUCGAGCGAUACUUGUGAUUGAAAAAAAAAAAAAAA